AUGUAUUUUGCAAAAAGUAAAGCCCUUUAUAAAUUUUUAUUACCGGUAGCAAAUACAUAUGCAAAUUUAUCUGGAUAUAGACAACUUGGUUUAAGGUACGAUGAUCUCUUAAUGGACGAGAAUGAAACAGUUCAAGAAGCUUUAAAGCGCGUUCCUGAGAAUGAAUUUAAUCUUCGAACUUUACGAAUUCGUAAUGCGUAUCAGUUAUCUACUAAUCAUAAAAUUCUACCAAAAGAUAAAUGGGUCAAAUCUGAAGAUGAUGUUAGAUAUUUGUCACCAUAUGUUGAACAAGUUGCGGCAGAAGAAAGUGAGCGAGAAAUGUUUGAUGCUCUUAAAAUUGUUGGAAAAGAUGGAAAACCAUCUAUUAAUUUUGAAUAA
Messenger RNA from Entrophospora sp. SA101, 378 nucleotides. NCBI's taxonomy places the organism in Eukaryota, Fungi, Glomeromycota, Glomeromycetes, Entrophosporales, Entrophosporaceae. The record is from the annotation of a GenBank genome assembly.